AUGCGUCUCGCAUCCUUGCUAUCUCUCGCGACCCUGGCGAGCAUUAGCAUAGCCAAAACCCCAGGCUGCGGUCACGACAUACCUUCCAAGUAUCCAAAACCAGGAUCGAGCGAGUCCCUCAGCCUCCCAGACUCAGACCGAGAGUACAGAUUAUUCAUCCCGGCCAACUAUGACAAGAACACGCCAACCCCGGUAUACUUCUCCUUCCACGGGGCGUCGCGCGACAUGGUAGAGGAAGAAGAUCUGUCACAAUUUUCGAACCCGGAAUUCAACCCCAAUGGAAUCGCCAUCUACCCAAACAGCAAGAAUGGAUAUUGGCUCUCCAGUCCGAGUGCCCACACGUCGCGCCCCAACGAUCUAGACUUCAUCGAUGAUCUGCUCACGCACAUGGAAGAAACCCUCUGCAUCGACACAAGCAGAGUAUACUCAGCGGGCAAGUCAAAUGGCGGUGGAUUCACCAGCGUCAUUGCCUGCAACGCCACGGUUGGAAGCCGGUUUGCGGCUUUUGCGGCUGUCAGCGGUGCCUGGUAUGAUACAGCCGACAUGAAGGGUGUGGGGCCAUGUGCCCCCGCUAAGCGGGAUCAGGGAUAUCCUUUCCUGGAGUUCCAUGGUACGGUCGAUACGACCGCACCUAUCGAUGGCGAUGACGGUGCUAAGCUGCCUGUCAUUGAUGUCCUGCAGGCCUGGGCGGCUCAAAAUGGAUGUGGGGACAAUGCGCAGCCGACCAGCAAUGAGACUAUCUUUGAUGACCCGCUUGUGAAGCAUGCUUCUUGGGACUGUAACGGGCUGAAAGGCAUUGUUCAGCAUUACCGCGAGAAUGGAAAUGGCCAUUGCUGGCCAAGCACCGUUGGCAAUGAUGACUUUGACCGAAAUUCCGACCAGUGCCCGUUGGGCAAGUCUGAAUUCAAUGCGACUCAAUACAUAUUUAACUUCUUCGCGGAGGAUCACUCGAGCAAGCCUAACGCAGCGAUUACCAGCACAAGUACUGGCACAGCACCUCUAAGUACCCAUCACAACCAAAGCCCAAAGAUGUCACACCCCAUGUCCAUACAUGCUUUGUAUCUUGUAUUUUCAGCUGUUGUUAUUAGUUCGAUGCUUAUUUAA
Molecule: messenger RNA, 1104 nt
Organism: Penicillium mononematosum
Lineage: Eukaryota; Fungi; Ascomycota; Eurotiomycetes; Eurotiales; Aspergillaceae
Product: CE1 family esterase
Exons: 1
Coding region: 1-1104 (367 amino acids)
Molecular function (GO): feruloyl esterase activity
Source: RefSeq, a predicted model, not a curated record